AUGACAACAAUGCGGAACGAGGUCCAGGGCUCCCCCCUGACUGACGGGGACGGCUUCGACAUGUGGCACGAUUACAUGAACCUGGGCAGGCUCCUGGAGAGGCUGUGCGUCCGGCGUGAGGCGCAGCGCGGAGAGGAGCCACAGCUGGAACCUCUGGCGCAGUGGAGCCCCUUCCGAGACCAGUCCGAUCAGCGGGAGGAGGACAACAAACUGUCCGCGGAGACGAGCUCAGUCAGCAGCCUGUCCGACACCAGCUGCGGCGCCAGCGUCUCCUCGGACCACUGUCGCUUCUGCAAGCAGAACGGGGAGUCUCCCAGGGUGUACGGGUCGCACAAGCUGAAAACCGGCGACGGCAGGAUCACCUGCCCCAUCCUCCGCAAAUACACCUGUCCCAUCUGCGGGGCCACCGGGGAGCAUGCGCACACACGCCGGUACUGCCCGCAGACGCAGCGGAAGGGAGGCGGGAAGAUGCUGCCCAGGUCCAGAUUCUGGUAG
Molecule: messenger RNA, 495 nt
Organism: Pleuronectes platessa (European plaice)
Lineage: Eukaryota; Metazoa; Chordata; Actinopteri; Pleuronectiformes; Pleuronectidae
Gene: nanos2
Product: nanos homolog 2
Exons: 1
Coding region: 1-495 (164 amino acids)
Biological process (GO): negative regulation of translation; oogenesis
Cellular component (GO): perinuclear region of cytoplasm
Molecular function (GO): mRNA binding; zinc ion binding
Source: RefSeq, a predicted model, not a curated record